This is a messenger RNA of Rhododendron vialii, 2598 nucleotides long. RefSeq lists its product as uncharacterized. The transcript has 8 exons. NCBI's taxonomy places the organism in Eukaryota, Viridiplantae, Streptophyta, Magnoliopsida, Ericales, Ericaceae. Gene Ontology annotation, biological process: DNA integration. Bases 1 to 2598 code for a protein of 865 amino acids. Gene Ontology annotation, molecular function: zinc ion binding; nucleic acid binding. The record is from RefSeq and is a predicted model, not a curated record.
AUGACUUCAAAACCCGAUGGAGGAAGGCAACAGGCAACACUGGCGGACCAAUCCGAACUCAACCUUCCAACAACAACCGUGGACCCUACCAAACCCUUCACCCCGAUCCGAAAUAACCAACCUUGGAAGAUUGCUGCAUCAGGACGUGGCGAACCACAGAGGGGUGGCAGAGACGUAGCGACAGUACAGUGCUAUAACUGUCAGGCUAUGGGCCACUACAAACGAGAAUGCCCCCAACCCCCGAGGGAGAGAACUGGAAGCUUUGGAGGCCAGAAGGCUCAACAGCCAGGACAAGCCGGAUUUGGGAAGCAAAACCCCGGAGGUCCAUCACAGCAGCUGAACGGGCAGAACAAGGGGAAGCAGCCUUUGGGAACCCAACAGAACACUAGAGGGCACAUCUUUGCGCUACAAACUGAAGAGCAGGAACAGGAUCCUUCUGUGAUCCAAGAAAUAGCCAACCUACGUCUGACCUGCGAUCUUAGAGUGAUCGAUAUCGCGGAUUUCGACGUUAUCCUUGGAAUGGACUGGCUAUUAGCUCACCGAGCGGUCAUAGACUGCCAUCAGAAAAUGGUGACGGCUCAUACCUCCGAAGGAACUCAUUUCCGUUUUAAGGGGGAUAGACAAACGGAGGAGCAUGAGGAACACCUUCGGAUAGUGCUACAAGUACUCCGAGAUAGCCAACUUUAUGCCAAGGCAAGUAAAUGUGAGUCUUGGCUAGACGUGGUUAAGUUCUUGGAGCACGUAGUAUCCAAGGAAGGAAUCGCGGUGGACGAAAGCAAAGUCGAAGCAGUGCUAAAUUGGAAACACCCGACCUCGAUGUUUGAAAUCAGAAGCUUCCUAGGAUUGGCUGGAUAUUACCGGAGAUUCAUAUCAGAUUUCUCGACCUUAGCCAAACCCAUGACUAGGCUGACUCAGAAAGGAAUGAAGCUGGAUUGGAAUGAAGCCUGCGAGAAAUCUUUUCAAGAGUUGAAGAAGAGACUGACCAGUGCACCGAUACUCAUCAUUCCCGAGCGGGGUGUAAAUUAUACGGUUUACUGCGAUGCGUCAAGAGAUGGCUUGAGAUGUGUGCUGAUGCAGAACGGAAAGGUUGUAGCCUACGGAUCACGACAACUCCGACCCCACGAGAAGAACUAUCCCACCCACGACUUAGAAUUAGCUGCAGUAUAUCACCCUGGCAAGGCCAAUGUGGUAGCUGACGCUCUAAGCCGAAAGGAGAAGGCGCAAAAGGUCAAAACAACCAUUAAGGAAUGGGAGAUGGUAGAUACUCUCAACGAGUUCAACCUGCGACCGUCGUCAAAAAAUGGGAACGCUCGAUUGUACGCUUUAGUUGCGGAACCAACACUUCACCGAGAAAUAUUACUGGCCCAAACCUCUAAGCAGGACUGUGAGUUCAUCCAGUAUCGAAUCCGAGCAGGAAAGGCGCUACCAGGAUGGACAAUCGAGAAGGAUAACAGCCUGAAAUUCAAGGGAAAGGACGUACUGGUGGGAAGGAAUGAAGAAGGACAUAGCCCGAUUCGUGCUACCUGUCUAGUGUGCCAGCAAGUUAAGGCUGAACACCAGAAACCUGGAGGAGACCUUCAACCAUUACCAAUUCCAACCUGGAAAUGGGAGCACAUCUCAAUGGACUUUGUGACUGGACUACUGAGAUCUGCCAAAUCCAACACUGCAAUCUGGGUGAUUGUGGAUCGACUCACCAAAUCUGCGCAUUUUCUGCCUAUGAAAAUGACGGAGAACGUGGAGCAACUGAGCCUGUUGUACAUUCGAGAGAUUGUACGCCUUCAUGGAAAAGGAUUACAGAAAGCUUUGGGAACAGACGUAAGGCUUAGUACAGCCUUCCACCCCCAAACAGAUGGACAAACAGAGAGGACAAUACAGACAUUGGAGGACAUGCUGAGAGCCUGUGCCCUGGAUUUCUUCGGAAAUUGGGAACAGCACCUACCCUUGGUGGAGUUUGCCUACAACAACAGCUACCAAGUAAGUAUUGGGAUGGCGCCAUACGAAGCUCUCUACGACCGACCUUGUCGAUCCCCAGUCUGCUGGACAGAUACUGGAGACAUGGGAUUAAUUGGACCUGACAUAGUGCGGGAUACCACAGAGAAGAUCAGACCGAAGAAGGGAGUCAUCAGAUUUGGGAAGAAGGGAAAACUAUCCCCACGCUACAUCGGACCCUUUGACAUUGUAGAGAAGAUUGGGAAGGUUGCGUAUCAUCUAGCCCUGCCACCGCAGCUAGACAAAGUUCAUAACGUAUUUCACGUUUCGAUGCUUCGCAAGUACCUCGCCUUACCCACCCAUGUUCUCAAUUGGGAAGACAUCACCAUCAAGGACGACGCGACAUAUGAAGAGGAACCCAUAGAGAUUCAAGACCGAAGUGAGAAGAUAAUCCGAAACAAGACCAUCAAAUUGGUAAGAGUUCUGUGGAAGCACCGUGGAUCUGGAGAAAUCACAUGGGAAAGAGAAGAGACCAUGAAAGCAAACUACCCUCACCUGUUCGAAUCCGAGCAAUUUGGGGGCGUUACAUGGGAAGCUCCUCCAGAUAGGAUGGUCUUGAUGAUGUAUGGCCCUGACCACUUUGGCCAGAACUUUCCUCGUGAAUCAUAA